UAAAUAAUGAUGUUCGAAAUCCAGCCUUUCCACCACUACCAUGGUGUCAUCUUGCUCUUUUCCUUGGCCUUCGCCACCUCAUCUUCUCCAUUCUUCUCAUAAUUUAUUGACCAGACCUGUUAUUUUUUAUAUGGGGUUUUCAGCUUCUUUGGUACAGGAGAGCCAGUGACAGUGAAAUGAGUAUGAGGAGUCUCACUUUUUGUCUCCUUCUCUAGUCUCCCUUUCUAAAUUCUUUAUCUUUUUACUGUCUACAUUCCCCAAUUUUGUCUCUUGAUUUAGAGGGACCCUCCUCAUCCUUUUAUUUUAUACUUAGUACUAGGACUUCCUUUUUUUUCCUCUCCACUGUGGAUUCAUGGGUUUUUCUGUGCAGCAGAAUGCAUCUGAACUGCUCCCAGCCCAGAUCAAAUCUGGCCUUCUCUGGUAGAUUUGAACUGUUUUCUCAAAUGGGUUCUCGCUAUUUUCUCUGAUUAACUAAGAAGUCAUCCAAGAACUGCUUUGGAUAAACAAGGGGGAGGAGAAGGGGACAUUAUUAAGCAGAUAAGAAGUGAAGUUUCUUGUUUUGGGUGUAUAAGCUAUGAAGGAUUUUCCUUCUUGUUUUGGGGAAAAUGGGGUUCAAGUUGCAGAUUUUUCAUCGUCAUCUUCAUCAACUGCUAAUAAAGCUGCUCAGAAUUUAGUAACUUCUGUUUAUCAAUGUCGAUUGCGCGGUAAAUCUUGCUCAAUAACUGUUACUUGGAGUAAAAAUUUGAUGGGUCAAGGCCUUAGUGUUGGGAUUGAUGAUAACACGAAUCAGAGUCUUUGUAAGGUUGAUAUCAAACCGUGGUUGUUCUCUAAGAAGAAAGGGUCGAAGAGCUUAGAAGCAAGUUCUAGUAAACUUGAUGUGUAUUGGGACCUUUCUUCAGCUAAAUUUGGAUCCGGGCCUGAGCCGUUGGAGGGCUUCUAUUUGGGGAUUGUUUGUGAGAGACAAAUUAUUUUACUGCUAGGAGACAUGAGAAAAGAAGCUUUGAAGAAAACAGGUGCCACCCCUGCUUCAUCUGGUUCUGUUCUGAUUGCAAAGAGAGAGCACAUUUUUGGUAGAAAAAUGUUUGGGACUAAGGCUCAGUUUUGUGACAAUGGCCCUGUACAUGAUCUCAUGAUUGAAUGUGAUACGACUGGCAUCAGCGAUCCAUGCCUUGUUAUCCGGGUGGAUACUAAGCCAUUAUUGCAGGUGAAGCGACUGACUUGGAAAUUUCGAGGGAAUCAUACCAUUUUGGUUGAUGGGAUUGGAAUUGAAGUAUUUUGGGAUGUUCAUAACUGGCUCUUUGCUACGUCACUUGGAAAUGCAGUUUUCAUGUUCAAGACUUGUGCGCCACCUGAGAAGUUAUGGGCUAGCCAACCUCUCUGUGAUCCACAGACAUUACAUUGGUCAUGGUCACAGAGAUUCCGAGAUACUCAGUCACAUAAUCUUGGUUUCUCUUUGAUAUUGUAUGCUUGGAAGAAUGAAUAGAAGAUUUUGCAUUCUUGGUUUGGUUGAGUGCUAACAAGACCCUCGCUGAGCUGUGAUUUUAUUGACUAUGAGCUUAUAUUAUACUUGAUUAUAUUUCUCCAUUUGUUUAAUAGCUUAUUUAGUACAUUAAGAAGUUCAAGAAAAAAAUGAGAAAAGAGAUAGACAACGUUCUUGUCAUUCCUUGUAAAUUCUUAAAAUUGAAAUGUCUGUCAUUUGAUCUUUAUUUCUU
Coffea eugenioides is the source of this 1712-nucleotide messenger RNA. RefSeq lists its product as uncharacterized. Bases 575 to 1483 code for a protein of 302 amino acids. The transcript has 2 exons. The record is from RefSeq and is a predicted model, not a curated record. NCBI's taxonomy places the organism in Eukaryota, Viridiplantae, Streptophyta, Magnoliopsida, Gentianales, Rubiaceae.